Messenger RNA from Gallus gallus (chicken), 1595 nucleotides. RefSeq names its product SRY-box 18 (gene SOX18). Gene Ontology annotation, molecular function: RNA polymerase II cis-regulatory region sequence-specific DNA binding; DNA-binding transcription factor activity, RNA polymerase II-specific. The record is from RefSeq and is marked provisional. Gene Ontology annotation, biological process: vasculogenesis; positive regulation of transcription by RNA polymerase II; angiogenesis. Lineage: Eukaryota; Metazoa; Chordata; Aves; Galliformes; Phasianidae.
UUUUUUUGGGGGGGGGAAAACGGGGAAAAAAAAAAAAAAAAAGAAAAAGAGCAAAGGACAGAAACCAAAACAACCCAAGGCGACCCCAAAUCCCCCCGAAACCACCCGAACGCGGGCGAAGAAGCGAGCGGAGGUGCUCGGCGGCUGCAGGAGGCGGCGGGACGCGCGGGACUCGGUUCUCUCUCCGGCACCCGCUCGGGUCGGACACAAAGUGCUGUCCAGCUGGAAUGAAUAUAUCUGAGUCAAACUACUGCCGAGAGGAGAUAUCGCAACCCCGGGGCGACUGUUCAUGGGUCACCGGCGCCGUGCCGGCCGCUGAGCCCGGGCUCGCCUUCCCUCGGCCCCCGGGAGCCGCCUCCCCCUCCAGCCGCACGCCCAGCCCCGAGCCCGGCUUCGCCUUCGGCCCCGCGGCCCCCGGGGCGGCCCCCGGAGCGGCCCCCAGCCGCACGCCCAGCCCCGAGCCGGGCUAUGGAUACAGCCCCCCGGCGGGCCGAGCCGAAGGGAAGGCCGGGGAGGAUUCCCGCAUCCGCCGCCCCAUGAACGCCUUCAUGGUUUGGGCGAAGGAUGAGCGCAAGCGGCUGGCGCAGCAAAACCCCGACCUGCACAACGCCGUGCUCAGCAAGAUGCUGGGCCAAUCGUGGAAAGCCUUGAGCGCCAGCGACAAGCGUCCCUUUGUGGAAGAGGCCGAGCGGCUGCGAAUCCAGCACCUCCAGGAUCACCCCAACUACAAGUACCGCCCGAGGAGGAAGAAGCAAGCCAAGAAAAUCAAGAGGAUGGAACCCAAUAUCCUCCUGCAUAACCUUUCCCAGCCUUGCAGUGACAACUUCAGCAUGAGUCACCACAGCGGCAGCCAGCCGGGCCACCCCCAGCCUCCCCCACUCAACCACUUCAGAGAACUCCACUCCAUGGGGUCGGAUAUUGAAAACUAUGGCUUGCCAACUCCCGAGAUGUCUCCCUUGGAUGUCUUGGAACAGACCGAGCCGGCGUUUUUCCCCCCGCACAUGCAGGAGGACUGCAGCAUGAUGCCCUUCCGCGGGUACCACCACCACCACCCCCAGAUGGAGUUUCCCCAGGAGAAGUGCCUGGGCCGGGACGUGGCCGUGCCCUACGCGCAGCCCCCGGCACACUUGGCCGAUGCCAUGAGGACUCCCCACCCCUCCGGCCUCUACUACAACCAGAUGUGCUCGGGGACUCAGAGCGGGCUUUCCGCCCACCUGGGCCAGCUCUCCCCCCCACCCGAAGCCCACCACAUGGAGAGCGUGGAUCACUUGAACCAAACCGACCUUUGGACGGACGUUGACCGCAAUGAGUUUGACCAGUAUUUGAACAUGAGCAGGACUCGUCCCGAAGCCUCGGGACUGCCUUAUCAUGUCUCCCUGUCCAAAGUGACUCCUAGGAGCAUCUCCUGCGAGGAGAGCAGCUUGAUAUCCGCCCUGUCCGACGCCAGCAGCGCCGUCUACUACAGCCCAUGCAUCACCGGCUAGGCUCGCGCGUGCGCCCAACGCAACAAGCCAACGAGCAGCCAUCCUCCUCCAAAUGCGAGCUCCGUAAUAUGUAGAGUAUCUCAUUAAAUGCAUCGCUUUCUUUCUUAAAAA